This is a messenger RNA of Odocoileus virginianus texanus, 1027 nucleotides long. It is a transcript of the gene TCF15, whose product is annotated as transcription factor 15. NCBI's taxonomy places the organism in Eukaryota, Metazoa, Chordata, Mammalia, Artiodactyla, Cervidae. Gene Ontology annotation, molecular function: RNA polymerase II transcription regulatory region sequence-specific DNA binding; DNA-binding transcription factor activity, RNA polymerase II-specific; protein dimerization activity. The record is from RefSeq and is a predicted model, not a curated record. Gene Ontology annotation, biological process: regulation of transcription by RNA polymerase II; developmental process.
GAGCGCACGGCGGGGCGCGGCCAGCGCCGGGACGCUGCUCAUCCAGGGACUAGGCCGGGUGCCCAUGGCGUUCGCACUGCUGCGCCCCGUCGGCGCGCACGUGCUGUACCCGGACGUGCGGCUGUUGAGCGAGGACGAGGAGAAUCGGAGCGAAAGCGACGCCUCGGAUCAGUCGUUCGGCUGCUGCGAGGGCCUGGAGGCGGCACGGCGCGGCCCGGGCCCCGGGGGCGGGCGGCGGGCGGCGGGCAGCGCGGGCCCGGUGGUGGUGGUGCGACAGCGGCAGGCGGCCAACGCGCGGGAGCGGGACCGCACGCAGAGCGUGAACACGGCCUUCACGGCGCUGCGCACGCUCAUCCCCACCGAGCCGGUGGACCGCAAGCUGUCCAAGAUCGAGACGCUGCGCCUGGCGUCCAGCUACAUCGCACAUCUGGCCAACGUGCUGCUGCUGGGCGACGCGGCCGACGACGGGCAGCCGUGCUUCCGAGCUGCCGGCAGUGCCAAGAGCGCGGUCUCCGCCGCCCCCGACGGCGGCCGCCAGCCACGCUCCAUCUGCACCUUCUGCCUCAGCAACCAGCGCAAGGGGGGAAGCCGUCGUGACCUGGGGGGCAGCUGCUUGAAGGUGAGGGGGGUAACCCCACUUCGAGUGCCACGGAGAUGAGCCUGGAUCCCUGUGUCAUUUGCUCCAAGCAGGACCCUGAGAAGAAGGCCAGAGGCCAGCCACUGGGUGAACAGGGGAGAAGACCCCAGGAGCCAAACCUGGGUCCCGUCUUUGUGGAGGGACCCAGAGGACAAUGACCUGGGCCCAUGACCCUCAGAGCAGGCCCCUUGGGACAUCUCCACCUCACCCUGGAGAGCCGUGAGGACCCAUCCAGCCGGCCCCAGCCCUGGCUGGUCAGAGACAAGGCAGAUCUUUUGGAAAAACAUAGACUGUUGGUGACAGAGGAUGUGUGCGUCUAUGGAUGAGUGUGGGUGUAUGUGUGAGAGAGAGAAUUGGUGGGUUUAAAAUAAAAGGUAUUUUUAAGUAAAA